CGCGGAGGCCCGCGACUGCGGCGGGUGCUGUGUGGGUUAGGGGAGCUGCGGCGGCGCAGCGGGAGGCUCCUUAUCCGCAGGCCGCCGGGGCCGACGGCGCGAGGACGACAUGGAAGUGAAGGAUGCCAAUUCUGCACUGCUCAGUAACUAUGAGGUGUUCCAGUUACUAACUGAUCUGAAAGAGCGGCGUAAACAAAGUGGGAAGAAUAAACAGAGUUCUGGGCAACAGAACUUGAAUACUAUCACCUAUGAAACAUUAAAGUACAUAUCAAAAACACCAUGUCGGCACCAGAGUCCUGAGAUUGUCAGAGAAUUUCUCACAGCAAUGAAAAGCCACAAGCUGACUAAAGCUGAGAAGCUUCAGCUGCUGAAUCACAGGCCUAUGACUGCUGUUGAGAUCCAGCUGAUAGUGGAAGAGAGUGAAGAACGGCUCACAGAGGAACAGAUCGAAGCUCUUCUCCACACUGUCACAAGUAUUCUGCCUGCGGGGCCAGAAGCUGAGCAGAAACAGAACACCAGUGACGUGGCAAUGGACGAAGAGGAGCCUGCAUAGAAGUGCAUCUGGCCCAGGCGUUUGAUGGGGGCUCAGCAGCCACGUCCCGGACAUUCAGGAGAUUGUUUGAUUUUACACUUUAUCCCACCAGGUCUGAUUUCAUGGUUAGUUGGGAAAAUCAGAAAAAUAAGCUGAAAGAGAUAUUUCUGCCUUGAGGGGAAGAAAAAUGGUGAAGGCUGGCUGAGGUUGUCUGGGCAAAGGACUAAGGAGGGGAGGACAAUGGCUGUGGACCCCUCUGUGAUGGAAAUAUUUCUUCUGUGGCCUUUGCCACAGUCAUAGGGAAGCCUCUGUACACAGAUGGUAAAAUACUUGCGUUGCUUUCGAUGGGCUGUGUCGUAAUUAGUUUCAUCUGCUUCCCCAGGAACUUCCUGGGGAAAGCAAGGGCUCAGAGCUCUGUUGGGACAGAGCCGAACCAUGAGAAUCUAGUUAGAUGCCUAAAAGACGCCCAGCGCAGCAAAUAGUUACUCUGGGUUAAAAGGAGCCUGACCUUGGCUCACCUCAGAGGAUUUCCUAGAGAACUGUGGAGAUAAGAAGAGAAAGGGCGUGGCCAACCCUUCAACUGGACCUAAAGGCCUCUUUCCUGUGCUGGCCUUGGUUUUGUUUACCAGCUCACUAAUGACUUGGUCUUAAUUACCAAGCUGUUUUUGUUGAAAAGAGGCAAGGACCGUGGCAAGGACAGUGCAGAGUUGGCCAUCUUCCUGACUGCCCCCCACUCCGUGCUCUGAGACGGCAGGUACUGCCUGUGAGGCCGAGGGCAGUUCAUCUGCACAGGAAACAAACGGUUUGCACCUUUAAUGUGAGCUUGCUUCUGCAGUGCUUCUCAGGAACAGAUGGAUUCCUAAGAAUUCCACUUUGCUUGCUGUUGCAGGGUUGCAUCCAUUUUUUUUUUUAAUAAAAAUAUUAAGAUAAUUACCACAUGAAGAUGAUUUUAAUAUUCAGGCUUUGGAAAGUUUAGUGGCUCCAGGCAUGUGGUUCUAGGAAUAUUGCUGAAAGUCUGAUUUCCCACAUUCACUGUUUCCUGUUUGGGGAAGAAAAAUGCCCGUAAGCAUUCGUUGGUAAGAUUAUUUUCAACACUACUAUUUAUUAGUCUAGUUCUGACCCCCCAGUUCAUUUCAACGCUUAUAUAUACCUCACCCCAACUCCCAGGCAAUUGAUUGCAGUUAUAUCCAUCUUAGCCUGAUCAUCCAGAGACCAACUGAAGUCCAUUCACAGGCAGCAUUGAAAACAGCAAGAGAUUGUAUUCUUAGAUCUCUCUUGAGCAUUGAGAAUUUGAUCAGGAACUGUUGGUUUAUUUGUCAAGGCAUAUUUGUACCAAUGUCAUUUUGGUUUCUUUAAAAGUGUGUUGGAUGAUUUUUUUUUUUUUCUUGAUAGAGGUAAGGCUUAAUCCAGUUAAUAAUACUUUGUUUCCAGGUAAUUGCCAAUUUGUGACACUUGAUAGAUCUUUGAAGGGUUUGUAUUGUCAUAGAUAGAAAUAAAGGAAAUCUGGCUAAAGACUAAAAUGUA
This is a messenger RNA of Lepus europaeus (European hare), 2056 nucleotides long. It is a transcript of the gene CRCP, whose product is annotated as CGRP receptor component. Bases 110 to 553 code for a protein of 147 amino acids. Gene Ontology annotation, cellular component: RNA polymerase III complex. The transcript is spliced from 6 exons. Gene Ontology annotation, biological process: transcription initiation at RNA polymerase III promoter. The record is from RefSeq and is a predicted model, not a curated record. Lineage: Eukaryota; Metazoa; Chordata; Mammalia; Lagomorpha; Leporidae. Gene Ontology annotation, molecular function: nucleotide binding.